AAAAUCGAAUUUUGUCCCUUCUUAAUUAACCAACCAACAUACCCCCGCCCCCCUAAUUUCAAAAUAUCCUACAACCACCCUAACUAAGGCUAUUCAGUCUCAUCUCUUUUCUUUAAUGUUUUCUCGAUCAAUCUCCAUUGCUUCAAAUAUGAAAUUUCUCCUUUAUGAUUAAAAGACGGAAUACAGCAUUUUGAAAUAGAGGAUCUCGUCAAACUCUAGCGGCGGCGGAGAUGGGGGAGACGAAUGAUGGUGUGAUCAUGGAGGAGGAGAGCGAAGCCGGAAACGGAGAAGAUGGUUUUGCAGUUGAGAAAUCCCAAGUUGCAUGCAGUCUUGUUUGGAAGGAUUUAACCGUAAUGAUCGCUCUCACCAAUGGAAAAACACACACUAUUCUCGACCAACUCUCUGGCUAUGCUCAGCCAGGAACUUUUACAGCUCUCAUCGGACCUUCCGGCUCCGGCAAAACCACGCUGCUCGAUGCCUUAUCCGGCCGCCUUGCCCCCGACGCCUUCCUCUCCGGAGCCAUUCUCCUCAACGGCCGUAAGGCCAACUUAUCUUUUGGGACCGUUGCAUAUGUAACACAAGACGAAAGCUUGAUUGGGACUCUAACAGUGCGAGAAACAAUAGCAUAUUCAGCUCGAUGCCGCCUCCCCGAUAGGAUGAGCUGGUCUGAGAAAUGCGAGAUCAUAGACAACACCAUCCUAGAAAUGGGACUUCAAGACUGUGCCGAUACUGUCAUAGGAAACUGGCACUUGCGAGGGAUCAGCGGAGGCGAAAGGCGAAGAGUCAGCAUUGCACUUGAGAUCCUCAUGAGGCCAAGAUUGCUCUUUCUUGAUGAACCAACCAGUGGGCUAGACAGCGCCGCAGCAUUCUUUGUGAUUCAGACACUACGCGGAUUGGCUAAAGAUCAACGGACAGUUAUAGCCUCAAUCCACCAGCCUAGCAGUGAAGUGUUUGAGCUGUUUGACAAAUUAUGCUUGCUUUCUCGUGGCAGAACUGUCUACUUUGGCGAAGCUUCAAAAGCUGACGAGUUCUUUGCCGGUGCCGGUUUCCCUUGCCCUGAAUUCAGGAACCCCGCUGAUCACUUCAUCCGAUGCAUCAACUCCGAUUUCGACAAUGUCAAGGCAACUCUCGGAGAAUCAAUGAAGCUGCAGUUUGAGGCAGAUGAUGAUCCUCUAGGGAAAAUGAUAGCUGCUGAAGCUAUCGAAAUACUUGUAGACUCUUAUCGUAGCUCCGAAUAUUGUUGUUCAACAAAUGAAAAGAUUGAGGAAAUGUCCAAAGUUGAAGGAGGUGAUGUAGAUUUUGGAGGGAGUGAAGCGAGUUUCUUGAGACAAGCGAUCACAUUAACACAACGCUCGUUUAUUAACAUGUGGAGGGAUUUUGGGUAUUAUUGGCUGAGGCUUGUGGUAUACAUCGUUGUCACCGUCUCUAUUGGCACCAUUUACUUUGAUAUUGGAACUGGCUAUACUUCCAUCCAGGGGAGGGGAGCGUGCUCGUCUUUCGUCUUUGGUUUUGUAACCUUCAUGUGCAUUGGAGGCUUCCCCAAUUUUGUGGAGGAUAUGAAGGUUUUCCAAAGGGAGAGGCUGAAUGGGCACUAUGGUGUGGGCGCAUUUGUUAUAAGCAACACCUUGUCAGCAAUGCCAUAUUUGAUUAUGAUAAGUUUGAUUUCUGGAACAAUUUGCUACUUCAUGGUGAAUUUCCACUCUGGUUUCUCGCAUUAUGCCUUCUUCGUAUUGUGCCUUUAUGCGUGCGUGAGUGUGGUCGAGAGCCUCAUGAUGGCCAUAGCUAGUGUUGUUCCUAAUUUCCUCGUGGGGAUCCUCGUCGGCGCCGGAAUUCAGGGAAUAUUUAUGCUUAUGUCUGGCUACUUCCGACUACCAAAUGACAUCCCAAAACCUGUUUGGCGCUAUCCUGUGUCGUACAUGAGUUUUCACUUCUGGGCUUUACAGGGACAAUAUCAAAAUGAUCUGAAAGGAUUGAUGUUCGACAAUAUAUCAGCUGAUCAACCUAAAAUCUCAGGAGAAUUUAUUUUAGAAAAUAUAUUUGAAAUCGAUGUUCGUCGAUCAAAAUGGGUGGAUCUGAGCGUUAUAUUCAGCAUGAUCAUCAUAUACAGGCUCAUCUUCUUCAUAAUGAUCAAAGCCAAUGAAGACGUCAUACCAUGGAUUCGACGUUAUGUUGCAAAGAAAAGAAUACAACCAAUAAAUAAUACUAAUAACAACACUGUUGCUACAUAAUGUUAAGGCUCAUCAACGUUUCUCUGUUUAGGUUCAUUGAAUUUUGUAUUCGAAUUCCUAUGUCUUAACAUUAGAAAGGAAUACGACCUAUUGUAUAAACUAAAAUUGCGGAUAUCAACUUCUUUAUUUUUACUUUUUA
Molecule: messenger RNA, 2367 nt
Organism: Salvia miltiorrhiza (redroot sage)
Lineage: Eukaryota; Viridiplantae; Streptophyta; Magnoliopsida; Lamiales; Lamiaceae
Product: ABC transporter G family member 11-like
Exons: 10
Coding region: 231-2228 (665 amino acids)
Cellular component (GO): membrane
Molecular function (GO): ABC-type transporter activity; ATP hydrolysis activity; ATP binding
Source: RefSeq, a predicted model, not a curated record